AUGCGUGUCGUGAUACAGAGGGUCAGUCAGGCCUCUGUCGUAGUGGAGAAUAAACUAAUCUCAAGCAUUAAGACUGGUUAUAUGCUUCUGGUCGGUAUCUCCACAGAGGAUACAAUAGCAGAUAUCGAGAAAUCGGUCAGAAAGGUCUCAGGUUUGCGCUUAUUCCCAGACGACAGUAAUGCUCAGUGGAAGAGGAGUAUUAAAGACAUCGGCGGAGAGGUGCUUUCGAUUUCGCAAUUUACGCUGAUAGCGCGCACGAAGAAGGGCACAAGGCCCGAUUUCCACGAGGCUCAGAAGGGGCAUUUAGCUCUAGAGAUGUAUGACCGUUUCUUGGACCUUUUGCGCCAGGAACUUGGAGAGAAGCAAGUUCAAGAUGGUGAAUUCGGUGCUAUGAUGAGCUGCUCACUCACGAACGAGGGCCCAGUUACAAUCAUCUACGAUACCAAAGAAUGA
Eremothecium gossypii ATCC 10895 is the source of this 453-nucleotide messenger RNA. It is a transcript of the gene DTD1, whose product is annotated as D-tyrosyl-tRNA(Tyr) deacylase. The coding region runs from base 1 to 453 and encodes 150 amino acids. Lineage: Eukaryota; Fungi; Ascomycota; Saccharomycetes; Saccharomycetales; Saccharomycetaceae. Gene Ontology annotation, cellular component: cytoplasm. The transcript is spliced from 2 exons. Gene Ontology annotation, molecular function: D-tyrosyl-tRNA(Tyr) deacylase activity. The record is from RefSeq and is marked provisional. Gene Ontology annotation, biological process: tRNA metabolic process.